AUGGCAGACGGAAUCGAAGUCGUGCCCAUUUCGCUGCCUCCUUCUGCAGAUAUUGCGAAGUUCGCGGACUUCGGGAGGGAGAUCAGGGGUGUUCAUCCUGGUGCAAUCAGUCCAGAGCAAUUUGAAGAGCUCGAACGAUUGUUGUAUAAGCACAGUCUCCUGCUCUUCAGGAAUGUGGAUGUGAGCCCCGAACAGCAGUACGCAUUGGCACAGAAAUUCGACCCAACGUCGGAGAGCUUUGGGCACGGGAACAGAAAGCUCGAGAACGACAAGAAGUCCAUCUUGUACCCUACUCUCAAAGGCAUCCCGCGCGUGCCACAGGUAUACCUCGUUGGAAACGGCACCGCGUAUGACCACGAGGGCCUGCGAGAGGUGAUGCUCAAGCAUCCGUCACACACAUCGUGGCACAAAACGUCUAUCUCGCAAGAAGAUCAGGAGAAGGGUGCUACCCGCUUCGUGCGCUGGCAUAUGGAUGCGGCGCUGUACGAUCUGCUCCCGCCGAAAGUGACAACGUUAUAUGGGAUCAACGUGCCCCAGGGACCGAGGCAGACUAUCCGAUACGAUGAUGGCACGGGCGACGAGCUCGAGGUACCGCUGGCCGCGACGGCGUUCAUAUCGGGCAAGACAACAUUCGAUAUCUUACCUCCAGAGCUGAAGAGCUUGGCGGUCAGGAGCAGAGUGAAGAACGCGCCGCAUCCGUAUACGUGGAUUUCGACUGCGAAGGCAAAAUCGACCGGGAUGGGCAUAGAAACGGAGGGACUUGAGAUGCCGUACGAUCAGCUGCCUCCGUGGGAGGAGUCGAAAGUACAAAUUCUUCCUAUGGCCUGGAAGAACCCUGUGACUGGACAUCUGCACAUUCAGGUCCACGGAUGGACCGCGGCAGAGAUUCUAGUAGAUCCACUUCCAGAGACCGCGGAGAGACAAGGAGCUUUGUACCCAGAUGGAGCGCACAUCACGAAUUUGCAAGAAGUCCGAGACAUCCUGCAUAAGAUACAAAGACCGGCAAUCGCACCUCCGCUGGUAUACCCGCAUGAUUGGCGAGCAAAUGAUCUGAUCGUCUUCCACAACCGAGGCGUUAUGCAUUCCGUCACUGGGAACCUCAAACCAGAGCAAGUACGCACGUACCAUCAAUGCAACCUUGCUGCCUCGGACAGACCCGUUGGACCUGAUGUGGAGGACAUAGCAAAAUGGGUAUGA
Messenger RNA from Postia placenta MAD-698-R-SB12, 1197 nucleotides. RefSeq lists its product as hypothetical. Lineage: Eukaryota; Fungi; Basidiomycota; Agaricomycetes; Polyporales; Adustoporiaceae. Gene Ontology annotation, molecular function: oxidoreductase activity. The transcript has 6 exons. The coding region runs from base 1 to 1197 and encodes 398 amino acids. The record is from RefSeq and is a predicted model, not a curated record.